AACGAAAAAACAAACAAACAUGUUCAAUACAGUGGACUUCAGCGCGUUGGAUUUCCUCUGCACAGUGACAGAGAACGCUGCACAGGCGUCCCUCGAGAUCCAGCGACCUGCUCAGACAGUGCCCAAUUCCGGCUGUGGGCUCCUGAAACCUAAAGUUGAGCAGCCUGAUCCUGAUUUUCUGCUAGACCAAGGUGAAUGCUCUAGCGACGGGCUGCCUCCGUCUCCACUGGGGUAUAUCGGCCGUUUCCACACGGAUGCUGCACCAUGCAGCGCAGACACUCUCCUCAACAUGAUCACGGAAAUCGUCGGCAACUCCACAAAUCCAGACUUCGCGAUCCACCCCGAAGACUUUUCUCCGGCCGCACUAAGUGAGAACUCCCGUGGUAGCGCACUCUUCCGUCAAGAAUCCGUGGGCUCCACGGGGAGCUCCACGCCUUCUCUCGGUUCCCCGGAGCCGUUUUGCAGCGACUCGGCAGAUGACUUUAUGGACGUUGUGAGCCUGCAGCAACCGUUCCCCGUGACUGUUAAGCAGGAAUGGGACAGCAGUUGCCAUGGCUGCGACCUCUUUGAUGAGUUUAACAUGUCAGAAAGCCAGGACGCAGACCUGGAUGACAUAAUCGACCUGCUCUCUCCACUUUGCCCAGAGACGGACUCCGCGGCUGCUUUAGACACUUGGAUAAAACAGGAGCCAUUUUACCUAGAUGAAUGCACGCAAAACAUUCCGAGCCCGUUGAACAACUCGCCUAACUUCACUGCCCAGAUUUCAGCCCCCGCCCCGUCCUCUCUGCACGGAAACACUGUCUAUAGAUCUUUCCCCCACGGCCAAGUGCUUGACCUGGGCUGCUCCUCCACCGCACUGGCGGAUGUGCUGGACUCGCUGCUUUUCUCCAACUCUUUAACGACCAAGAGCCGAUCCCAAACUGCCAAAUCGACAACCAGGAAAGGUGCCGCUCGGGAAAAACCGUUUUGCUGCCCCGUGGAGAGCUGCGAUCGCCGCUUUUCUCGCUCCGACGAAUUGAACCGUCACGUGCGCAUCCACACCGGUCACAAGCCGUUCCAGUGCUGCGUUUGCAUGCGCUGCUUCAGCCGUAGCGACCAUCUCACCACACACAUGCGCACGCACACCGGAGAGAAGCCUUUCUCCUGUGACGUGUGUGGACGUCGCUUCGCGAGAAGCGACGAGAGGAAGAGGCAUGGGCGCGUGCAUCUGAAGCAGCGGGAGAGGAUGCAGCAGAAGACGGGGCUCUUGGCGGCUUGCGCGUUCUCCUUGCCGGGACUUGUGUGAACGCGCACAGCAGUUUCUGACCUGCUAUGAUCACUCGGUGUGAGAAAGCUGAUUGUUAACGUAAAGUACAGUUCACGUGACUGAGCUGGUAAGAGGUUCAAGCAAGGGGGAUGCCUGAAGACGUUUGAAAUGGGGCGAAAUGUGUCGAUCAGCAAACGUUGUGUGACGUUACGAGUAUGAAAUGUGGAAGAAUGUGACUGAACGGGAAAGCGACACAAUUUUCAGCACAUUCUGCACGAUGGACAGAUUCUGUGCUGCCGUUGCUCUGACGAGGUCUUUGCGCUAACAAAUUCAGAAAGAGGUGACUCUGGACACAAGCUGGGCGCUAGUCUUUCGAAUGUCGUACUGUCGUUAAUUAAAUGACCUGCAUGUUUUAUUCACUAUGACAUGAUUGACACCCCUAGACCACGUUGGCAUGCACUUGUGGUUUAUAUCUGUUUAUCAAACUUUCUGCGGUCUCAUUGUUUUAUUUUGAUACCUUGCAGUGUUUUAUCCGCACUGAAGAAGUCUAUAUUUGUAUUUUUUGACUGUAUUUUUCUACGGUUCAUUUUCAGAGGAAAAUAAGAUACAUUAUAUCUUCUUAUAGGUUUUAACAAAUUCUUGUAUUCAACUUUUGACAAUGAAAUAUGCUUGACUGGUUCAUGCGAACCAAAUGCAGAUGAAAACAUCAGCAUAGUAGUUGAGUCGCAGUAGCACACUUAGUUGUGCAUAUAUUUUCGGCUAUUUAUACCAGGAUAGCCAGCGUUGUUUAAAUAGCCUAUUAUUGUCUAUUUGCCUUUUAAAACAAAUGAACACGUUCUUGUGCAAUGCCACGCUGUUUAAAG
Molecule: messenger RNA, 2109 nt
Organism: Electrophorus electricus (electric eel)
Lineage: Eukaryota; Metazoa; Chordata; Actinopteri; Gymnotiformes; Gymnotidae
Gene: egr4
Product: early growth response 4
Biological process (GO): regulation of transcription by RNA polymerase II
Molecular function (GO): DNA-binding transcription factor activity, RNA polymerase II-specific; RNA polymerase II cis-regulatory region sequence-specific DNA binding
Source: RefSeq, a predicted model, not a curated record